Molecule: messenger RNA, 3725 nt
Organism: Mytilus trossulus (common blue mussel)
Lineage: Eukaryota; Metazoa; Mollusca; Bivalvia; Mytilida; Mytilidae
Product: prostaglandin E2 receptor EP4 subtype-like
Exons: 3
Coding region: 203-1546 (447 amino acids)
Biological process (GO): positive regulation of cytosolic calcium ion concentration; inflammatory response; adenylate cyclase-activating G protein-coupled receptor signaling pathway
Cellular component (GO): plasma membrane
Molecular function (GO): prostaglandin E receptor activity
Source: RefSeq, a predicted model, not a curated record
GGCACUUGUUCUUUUAUUUAGUUAACCAAUCGAUUAUAUCUUUAAAGAUUUUUUUUAAAGAUUUAUUUAAUGUGAAUACUUCCUUCAUAAUGGACCACCUAACAUUGUACCUGGUGAUGAGGUGAAAAGAGUGGUGGCACUUUCUCUCAAGAGUGAUGGUAAUAUAUUCCCAUUGGAGCUACUGAAGUGAUUUAAAUAAAUUAUGCCUGUUAACGGUAUGCAUUACACCUCUGUGAACGAGAGUAGUUAUAAUCAUUCACUACAAAUCAUCAUGGGGAAUACAAGUACAGGUCCGCAGACGUCAGCUUUCCUACCAAAUAUAACAAACGGAUCAGACUUUUCCUCAAAGAAAAAUAAUACAGUUAUUAAUUCUGGAAUAAUGUUUGGGGCAGGGGUUUUGGGAAAUAUUUUAGCGCUUAUCGUCUUAAUUCGAUCCGGACCAGAACAAAGAAGGACUAUAUUUUACAGAUUGGUAGCCGGUCUAUGUGUGACUGACUUAUUAGGGACAACGUUGACAUCACCCGUUGUGAUAGCGGUAUAUGUGAAUAAUUUCCGAUGGAUAGGCGGAACGGCUAUGUGUAAUUAUUUCGGAUAUGUAAUGAUAAUGGCAGGGUAUGCCACAAUGUUGAUUGUAUGUAGUAUGUCUAUAGAACGGGUCGUAUGUAUAAAACAUCCACUUAUAUACAAUGCCAGGAAAUCUACAAAACAUGCUACAGUGAUUUUAAUAUUUUGUUGGACCUUAGCAGCUUUCAUGGCCGCUCUACCGUUUAUGGGUUUUGGCAAUGUAGUGCUUCAGUACCCAAGGACGUGGUGUUUCUUCGACUAUUAUACAAAAGAACCUGUUGACAAAGCAUUCAACUAUUUAUUUGCUAUAUUAGCAACUGUGAUUAUUUUUGUGACUGCUUGUUGUAAUUUAACUGUGAUAUGUACUCUUAUAAAAAGUCGACGUCGCCAAUGUCUACUGUCAGGAAAUAGCAGAAGAAACUAUUUUAGUUACUCUAAAAGAUUCACCGAAUGUCAGAUGUUAGUACAACUAGUAGGGAUUACUAUAGUGUUUAGUACUUGUUAUAUGCCUCUCAUGGCACGAGUCAUUAUAAACCAGACAGAACUGUUACCACGAAAUGUUCGAUUGGAUUUAAUCAUGAUUAGAUUCGCGUCACUCAAUCAAAUUCUAGACCCGUGGGUAUAUAUUUUAUUGCGGAGAGAAUUGCUAUGGAAAGUGAUAUCAGGCUUUAAAAUGUUGUGUCGUAUUAAACAAAACGAACCCGACGUUAUACCACAGAGACCUACCUUUGACAUAGAGAAAGAUACGUGUUGUAUAUUUUGUUAUCAUUGUUUGUGUGAUCCCCCUGUCAAACGUCCAAGAGCAGAAUCUACAUAUAUUACAACAUAUUAUGACUCAGAGCGUCGCCGCUCAACUCUGACGGCAUCGACCCCAAGUGGCAUUCGAAGAGGCUCAUUUAGCGAAAUGGACAGAGACGUUUAUCUUCUGUUGAGACAAGCACCACACCAAUACAACAGAGUUAUUAACACAUCACCAUCCUAACCCGAAUCAAUGUGUCAAACAACUCAUUCAUAACGCAAUGGCGAGUCCAUCCUACUGCUCAGUGGUCAAUGUUGUUCUAACCCGAAACAAUGUGUCGAACAACUUAAUAAUAACGCUAUUGCGAGUUCGUCCUACUGCUCAGUGGUCAAUGUUGUUCUUACCCGAAACAAUGUGUCGAAAAACUUAUUAAUAACACCAUGGCGAGUUCGUCCUACUGCUCAGUGGUAAAUGUUGUCAUUACCCAAAACAAUGUGUCGAACAACUUAAUAAUAACACCAUGGCGAGUUCAUCCUACUGCUCAGUGGUCAAUGUUGUUCUUUCCCGAAACAAUGUUUCGAAAAACUUAUUAAUAACACCAUGGCGAGUUCGUCCUACUGCUCAGUGGUCAAUGUUGUUCUUUCCCGAAACAAUGUUUCGAAAAACUUAUUAAUAACACCAUGGCGAGUUCGUCCUACUGCUCAGUGGUCAAUGUUGUUCUUUCCCGAAACAAUGUUUCGAAAAACUUAUUAAUAACACCAUGGCGAGUUCGUCCUACUGCUCAGUGGUCAAUGUUGUCCUUACCCGAAACAAUGUGUCGAAAAACUUAAUAAUAACACCAUGGCGAGUUCGCCCUACUGCUCAGUGGUCAAUGUUGUUCUUACCCGAAACAAUGUGUCGAACAACUUAAUAAUAACACCAUGGCGAGUUCGCCCUACUGCUCAGUGGUCAAUGUUGUUCUUACCCGAAACAAUGUGUCGAACAACUUAAUAAUAACACCAUGGCGAGUUCAUCCUACUGCUCAGUGGUCAAUGUUGUUCUUACCCGAAACAAUGUGUCGAACAACUUAAUAAUAACACCAUGGCGAGUUCGCCCUACUGCUCAGUGGUCAAUGUUGUUCUUACCCGAAACAAUGUGUCGAACAACUUAAUAAUAACACCAUGGCGAGUUCAUCCUACUGCUCAGUGGUCAAUGUUGUUCUUACCCGAAACAAUGUGUCGAAAAACUUAUUAAUAACACCAUGGCGAGUUCGUCCUACUGCUCAGUGGUCAAUGUUGUUCUUACCCGAAACAAUGUGUCGAACAACUUAAUAAUAACACCAUGGCGAGUUCGUCCUACUGCUCAGUGGUCAAUGUUGUCCUUACCCGAUACAAUUUGUCGAAAAACUUAUUAAUAACACCAUGGCGAGUUCGUCCUACUGCUCAGUGGUCAAUGUUGUUCUUACCCGAAACAAUGUGUCGAACAACUUAAUAAUAACACCAUGGCGAGUUCAUCCUACUGCUCAGUGGUCAAUGUUGUCCUUACCCGAAACAAUGUGUCGAAAAACUUAAUAAUAACACCAUGGCGAGUUCAUCCUACUGUUCAGUGGUCAAUGUUGUUCUUACCCGAUACAAUUUGUCGAAAAACUUAUUAAUAACACCAUGGCGAGUUCGUCCUACUGCUCAGUGGUCAAUGUUGUUCUUACCCGAAACAAUGUGUCGAACAACUUAAUAAUAACACCAUGGCGAGUUCAUCCUACUGUUCAGUGGUCAAUGUUGUUCUUACCCGAUACAAUUUGUCGAAAAACUUAUUAAUAACACCAUGGCGAGUUCGUCCUACUGCUCAGUGGUCAAGUUUGUCCUAACUCGAAACAACGUGUUUAACAUCUUAAUAACGACGCCAUAGAACCAUUCUUAUCUUCGUUUCUUUCCCUGGGUAUUAUGGGCUUAGAAUCCAGACAAGGUAACCAACCAAAUGGAAAGAUUAGCCGGGGUAUUUUACAACAGUAUAAUAUCAUACAGAACAUAGCUGAGAGGGUGAUAGAGCAGAUUGCUACUCAGAGAAAACAUUGUCAACUAAGGAGAAGCCAAGGACUUGUGUACCUAAAUUUAUAUGUUGAAUUUGGAAAGAGUCUGAAAUACUAUACAAUAUUUUUUAGUUGCUAAGGGGUCAGCUGAAGCCAGCAUCCGAGCGCGGGCGGCGUUGAAGACCCAUUGGCGGCCAUAGGCUGUUUUCUGCUCUUUGGUCUGAUUGUUGUCUCUCAUAUAUAUAUAUAUAUUCUCUGUUUCAUUUUUUAUUCUAUCUAAAUUAUGUUAAAGAAUUUUCAACAGUAUUAGACAUGGUUAUUCAUCAUUAAACAUAUAUUGUAUUGCUCACUGCCAUUGUCACAGAAAAAAGAAUAUUAUAAUGUUUUUUGUGUAUUAAAGAAAAUCUGAAAACUUAA